Rhinocladiella mackenziei CBS 650.93 is the source of this 2136-nucleotide messenger RNA. RefSeq lists its product as uncharacterized. NCBI's taxonomy places the organism in Eukaryota, Fungi, Ascomycota, Eurotiomycetes, Chaetothyriales, Herpotrichiellaceae. The record is from RefSeq and is a predicted model, not a curated record. The transcript has 2 exons. The coding region runs from base 1 to 2136 and encodes 711 amino acids. Gene Ontology annotation, molecular function: carboxypeptidase activity.
AUGAAGACAACAACGUCUCUGACCCUGCUGGCUUUGUCGACGUCUUCUGUGCUGGCUUGCCAGCGAGAGCACCACCAGCUUCGAACAUUUAACCCUCACACUGCGCUUUUAAAGCGGCAGGAGACACACUUUCCUCCCGUCCUGGAUCCGUCUGAGGCCAUCUUAAUCAACUCAUUCGACAAUACUUCCAUUGAAUCGUGGUCCUAUUACUACACUCAUGGCCUCCACCUAGCGGGCACCAAUAAGUCAAUGGCUCAGUGGACCGCCGAUCGCUGGAAUGAGUAUGGCUUCAAAGCGGGGUUGGCGUCGUAUUAUACUUACUUGAACUAUCCCGUAUCACACUCUUUAUCCCUGACUUACGCUAAUGGAACCACUUGGGCUGCUUCAUUGACGGAAGAAGCAUUGGCCGAGGAUGAUGUUACCACAUAUCCAAACAGCGUGCCUACUUUCCAUGGCUACUCUUUCACCGGAGACGCUGAGGCCGAGUAUGUCUAUAUCGGUCGAGGCCAACAAGUUGAUCUGGAACGCCUUCUAGCCUUGGGUGUUGAGAUUGAAGGUAAGAUUGCAUUAGCACGCUACGGUGGUCCAUUCCGCGGGCUCAAGGUCAAAAAUGCCCAGCAAUAUGGCAUGAUUGGCUGUGUCAUUUUCACCGACACCGCUGAUGAUGGUAAUGUUACUGAGGCGAACGGCUAUGCGCCCUAUCCUGAUGGACCAGCAAGGAACCCAACCUCGGUUCAGCGAGGCAGCGUCCAAUAUCUGUCCACAUUCCCCGGUGAUCCGACCACUCCGGGUUAUCCGUCCAAGUUCGACUCGCCACGUUCAGACAUUUCUGUGGUCACACCACAAAUCCCAUCCCUUCCAUUGUCCUGGAAAGAAGCACAACCAUUGAUCCAAGCCCUCGAUGGUUUCGGUCCAGACGGCGAAACCGUCAAUCGCACAAACUGGAUCGGGAAACUCAACGCUACCUAUUCAACCGGGCCAGCCCCAGGAACCACCAUUUCCAUGUCCAACGUCAUGCGCGAUGACAUUACAUGGAUAUGGGACGCCAUUGGCAUCAUCAACGGCACCAGUGAAGACGAAGUGAUAGUCCUGGGCAACCAUCGCGAUGCUUGGAUCAUUGGUGGAGCAGCUGAUCCCAACUCCGGCUCCGCCGUCAUGAUCGAACUGGCCAAAGCCUUCGGAGAGCUCCUCAAGACUGGAUGGAAGCCCAAGCGUACCAUUGUCCUUUGUUCCUGGGAUGGAGAGGAAUACGGCUUGGUUGGCUCCACAGAAUGGGUCGAAGAAUAUAUCCCCUGGCUGAAAGAUGCGGCAGUUGCCUAUCUCAAUCUCGACAUUGCGACAUCGGGCCCCAAUCCCGACUUGUCCGCAUCGCCAGAAUUGCAUGAAAUUGCCACGGAGACCAUGAAGAAAGUCGUGUACCCAUAUCGCGGCUAUGAUAACCUCACUCUUUACGACGUGUGGUACGGCUUAUCUGAAGGAGAAGUUGGCGUUUUGGGUUCUGGAAGCGAUUACACGUCUUUCCUUCAUAACGGCAUCAGUUCACUCGACGUCGGCUGUGGAGGUGGCUCUGACGAUCCAGUCUAUCACUAUCAUUCCAACUACGACACUUUCCACUGGAUGACGACGUUCGGUGACCCAGACUUCAUCACACACAAAGUCAUGGGCCAAUACCUGUCUUUGUUGGCAUAUCACUUGGCGACUGACGAGAUCAUCCCAUUCAAUGUCGAAAACUACGGCGUCCAAAUGACGCUGUACCUUGAGGACCUUGUCGAAGAUAUUGAAGCAGCGAAUGCCACCGUCGAUUUAUCGCCGCUCGAAGCAGCAAUUACAACGUUCAAUGCUUCGGCUUCGGCGUUGACGUCGUUCAUGUCCUCCGCCUCUACUGACGAGGAGAUCAAGCUGGUCAACGCGAAAUUGAGGGAUUUCAGCCGCGGCUUUGUUUCGCAGGGUGGUUUGCCGACAAGAGAAUUCUACAAACAUGUCGUAUUUGCGCCGGGUUUGGAUACAGGAUAUGCUCCUGUAGAGUGGCCUGGUAUUACAGAGUCGGUCGAGGCUGAGAAUCUUACACUGGCCAAUAUCUGGGUAGAGAAGUCGGCGAGGGCGGUGGAGGUUGCGGCAGCGAUUUUGAUGCCUUGA